This is a messenger RNA of Bufo gargarizans (Asiatic toad), 582 nucleotides long. Its product is annotated as protocadherin-9-like. The record is from RefSeq and is a predicted model, not a curated record. The transcript is spliced from 3 exons. Lineage: Eukaryota; Metazoa; Chordata; Amphibia; Anura; Bufonidae. Bases 1 to 582 code for a protein of 193 amino acids.
AUGACAUCCCAACGACGUGUUACAUUCCAUCUACCUGAUGGCUCCCAAGAAAGCUGCAGUGACAGUGGCCUUGGAGACCAUGACCCUGUAGGAAGUGGAACUAUGAUCUCACAACCUCUUCCUCUGGUUCAGGCACAGGAUGAAUUCUAUGACCAAGCUUCACCAGACAAGAGAACCGAAGCUGAUGGAAACUCUGACCCAAACUCUGAUGGACCUCUUGGACCUAGAGGAUUAGCUGAAGCCACGGAAAUGUGUACCCAAGAAUGCCUGGUUCUGGGCCACUCUGAUAAUUGCUGGAUGCCGGCAAGUUUGGGUUCUUACCAGCAACCAAAAUCACCUCUUUCCACAUUUGCACCUCAAAAAGAUUGGCUGAAAAAGGACAAAUUGGUAAAUGGACAUACACUGACAAAAGCAUGGAAAGAAGACAGCAACAAAAACCAGUUUAAUGACCGAAACCAAUAUGGCAGUACUGAUGGACAAUUGACAAGCGGAAAUCAUAUGAGUGACAUUCCUUUGGCGAAUUUAAAGUCCUACAAGCAAGUCUCAGGUGCUCUGGAUAGCCCAAAAGAGCAGCAACUAUAA